Messenger RNA from Pyrenophora tritici-repentis Pt-1C-BFP, 1902 nucleotides. The record is from RefSeq and is a predicted model, not a curated record. Lineage: Eukaryota; Fungi; Ascomycota; Dothideomycetes; Pleosporales; Pleosporaceae.
AUGUUUCGCGCGCAGUCCAACAUCUUCGACGAUGUAGUCGUCAAGGCUACAGACGAGAACCUCACUAGCGAGAACUGGGAAUACAUACUGGACGUAUGCGACAAAGUUGGAUCCUCGGACACAGGCGCCAAAGAUGCCGUCGCUGCUAUGAUUAGGCGGUUGGCACACCGAAAUGCGAACGUACAACUAUACACGCUUGAGCUUGCGAAUGCUCUGAGCCAGAACUGCGGAAUCCAGAUGCACAAGGAGCUCGCAUCGCGAAGCUUCACUGAAGCCUUGCUGAGACUAGCCAAUGACCGCAACACACAUCAGCAGGUCAAGGCCAAGAUACUGGAGCGCAUGGGCGAGUGGACAGACAUGUUCGCUCGUGACCCGGACCUGGGUAUCAUGUCUGGUGCCUAUAUGAAGCUAAAAUCACAAAAUCCCAACCUUCGAGCGCCUUCGAAGCCCCAGAAGACGCAGAUAUCCGAUGUCGAGCGCCAGAAGGAGGAAGAGGAGUUGCAAAUGGCGCUUGCCAUGUCGAUACGAGAAUCCAAAGGCGCUGCUCCAACAGCUGCCAAGUCCAACACACCUCAGCAAAGCGGCUCUGGUCCCAGUGCUUCGUCCGAACAACCUGCGAAACCAGUACCUUCGGGCACUACCGCUGCGACCGUCUCACGUGUACGAGCUCUCUUCGAUUUCCAGCCUUCAGAACCCGGCGAACUGCAGUUCCGCAAGGGCGACAUCAUUGCCGUGCUUGAAUCUGUCUACAAGGACUGGUGGAAGGGAUCGCUUCGUGGGCAGACGGGUAUCUUCCCGCUCAACUAUGUGGAGAAGCUGCAAGACCCGACACGAGAAGAGCUGGAACGCGAGGCACAAAACGAGGCUGAAGUGUUUGCGCAAAUAAGGAACGUGGAGAAGCUUCUAGCGCUUCUAAGCACAAGCUCUCAACCAGGUGCUGGCGAUGCGCGGGACAACGAGGAGAUUACCGAGCUCUACCACUCUACUCUGGCUAUCCGGCCUAAGCUAAUUGAGCUCAUUGGGAAGUACUCACAAAAGAAGGAUGACUUUACGCAGCUGAACGAAAAGUUCAUCAAGGCUCGCCGAGAUUACGAGUCCAUGCUGGAAGCAUCAAUGUCUCAGCCACAACAACCUGCAUAUGGUGGCCGUCCUGCUUUUGGCGGCUACAACGCACCACCACCUUCGAAUUACCAGGGAUACCCACCUGCAUCUUCAACUCCACAUCAAGAUCCGGGCCGUUUCGCCUAUGGCGGCGCACCUCCACAAUCAGGGCCUUCUCAAGUUCCACCACCAGGCUCCAGCCCCGCCUUCUUCAUGGUCCCCCCUGGUGAACAACGGACCCAACAGACCCCGAAACCAGGUCUGCCACAAGACCCCUACCAGGCAGCUAUGGGUAGAGUACCGGUAGGGGGUCGACCACUAAGCUAUGCUCCCCAAGAACUAGCAACCGCUCACUACGACUCGCCCGUGGACAACCGACACUCGUUCCAUGCCCCUAGCCAGCCACAAGCUUCAGCCCCUCCUCAAGGUUACGACUAUCCCCCGUCUACCCAGCAAGCCGGUGCCGGUUACCCACCACAGCAAGGUCCCCCCCAAGGACCGCCACACGCACAGCAAAACCCAUACGACCAAGUAACUUCUCCCCCUCUACAACACGCCCCGCAAGACCAACAGCCCCCAUCGGAUCCGUACGCGCAAGCUCCUCCCCAGCAGGGCUACGCAUACCCACCAUCGCAACCUGCCUACGCGCCACCUGCCCCGCCUGGAGCUUCGUCUAGUCCUGCACCCCCCGCUCAAACUCAAAGUUAUCUGCCAUAUCGCCCAGGCGGCGCUGCUGCUGCCCCAAGUGCCCCAAGUGCACCACCGGUAGGUGGAGAUGAUGCGUCUGGAUUUUACCGGUAG